Molecule: messenger RNA, 1440 nt
Organism: Hemiscyllium ocellatum (epaulette shark)
Lineage: Eukaryota; Metazoa; Chordata; Chondrichthyes; Orectolobiformes; Hemiscylliidae
Product: zinc-binding protein A33-like
Exons: 6
Coding region: 1-1440 (479 amino acids)
Molecular function (GO): protein binding; zinc ion binding
Source: RefSeq, a predicted model, not a curated record
AUGGCUUCAGGCCACACCACCCUGAACCUGGAAGAUGAACUAAACUGUCCCCUUUGCCUCCAGCUCUACGCGGAUCCGGUCAUACUGGACUGCGGGCACGACUUCUGCCGGCACUGUAUUACGAAAUACUGGGAGAAGGAGAAUCGAACCGCCUGCCCCGAGUGCGGCCAAGUCUUCCCGGACAGAAGCCUGAAGGCGAAUCGCGCGCUGGGAAAACUGGUUAAAAAGAGUAGGAAUCAUUCCCUGAAUCUCAAACUCAAGGACAACAAACCGUAUUGCAUCGAACACGAGGAGGAGCUGAAAUUGUUUUGUGAAACGGACAAGAAGCUGAUCUGUGUGAUGUGUCUGGACAGGAGAGACGGAAGAAGCCAUAAAACCCACAACUUCAUGUUGAUCAACGAAGCGGUGGAGAUUUACAAGGAGAAGAUGAAACUGAGUCUCAAUUCCCUCAAGCAGAAAAAGUCUUAUUACCAAGAAUUCGAAUCGAAACAACAGGAAAAGAUCACAGAAAUCAAGGAUCAGUCGAAUAAGCUGCAGAACCACAUCACGACGGAGUUUUCCAAAAUGCGCAGCGUGCUGGACGAAAAGCAGCAGAAUCUGUUCUCGGACCUGACGACGCAGGAAAACGACGUUCUGUCAAGGAUGGAGAGCAACCUUCGCAAGAUUCAGGAGAACCUAAAUCGCACGCAGCAAAUGCUCUCGAACGUGCAGAAGCGGUUAGAUUACCAGGACGUCUACGCCAUGCUGAAGGACCCUCCACUCGACGAGAAGAGCACUGAAGACGACUAUCAACCUACGAUAGCAGAGGGCAACCUACCAAUCGGAAUCUUCCAAGGACCAGUCCAGUAUAGAGUGUGGAAACAAGUAAUAGACAUAAUAAAUCCUGUUCCAACCUAUCUGACCCUGAACGCGAACACAGCUCAUCCCCGGUUAGUUCUAUCCGAGGAUCUGACCGUGGUCACCUACGGAGACGUGAAACAAGAGGUCAGGGACAACCCCGAGAGGUUCGACACCUGCGUCUGUGUCCUGGGCUCCGAAGCGUUCACCUCCGGCAAGCACUACUGGGAGGUGGAGGUGGGAUCCAAGACUGAGUGGGACCUGGGUGUGGUCAGGGAGUCCAUAAACAGGAAGGGGCACACCACGGCGACGCCGGAAUCCGGCUAUUGGAUCGUGUGGCUGAGAAAUGGGAACGAAUACAAGGCAACCACUGUUCCGCGGACCCGCUUGAACGUACCGAGAAAACCCCGAGCGAUUGGGGUGUACCUGGACUAUGAGGGCGGACAAGUGUCUUUUUACAACGUGGACAAUAUGUCCCAUCUUUACACUUUCAUUGACACUUUCACCGGCAAACUCUUCCCUUACUUCAGUCCAGGCAUUAAUGAUGACGGAGAAAACUCUGAACCACUCAAAAUCCUUCCAGUCAGAUGUCACGAGGAAUAA